CUUUUAGACCUUAAGCCAAACUUCACUAGCCCACCUCCAACUUCCAUGGCAGCUGGUCCUGAUGCCUACCUCCAAGGCAACAUCAGAAUGACCCUGGAGGACCCUGAGCUGUGGAAGUCCUUUCAUGAAAUAGGAACUGAGAUGAUCAUCACCAAACCUGGCAGGAGGAUGUUUCCACAUUGCAAGGUCAACAUCUCUGGCCUUAUCCCCUGUGCCAAAUAUAUUCUACUGGUUGACAUGGUUCCUGAGGAUGGAUUCAGAUACAAAUGGAAUAAAGACAAGUGGGAGGUGGCAGGCAAAGCGGAGCCCCAGCCACCGUGCAGGACCUACCUCCACCCGGACUCCCCAGCCCCCGGGAGCCACUGGAUGAAGCAGUCCGUAUCCUUCCUCAAGCUCAAGCUCACCAAUAACACCCUGGACCAGCAUGGACAUAUCAUUCUGCACUCCAUGCACCGCUACUACCCGCGCUUCCACAUAGUCCAGGCCGAUGACCUCUUCAGUGUGCGUUGGAGUGUGUUCCAGACCUUCACUUUCCCCGAGACCUCGUUCACAGCAGUCACAGCCUACCAAAACACUAAGAUUACCAAACUCAAGAUUGACCACAACCCAUUUGCUAAAGGAUUCCGAGAUGAGGGCACUAACAAGAAAAGGCGUGCCAACAAGAGCCCAGACAGUGCUGACAAAAAAACUAAGAUGACUGACAUGUUGGCCCGAGACUCUGAGGAGGACAUCCAGCAAGACUUCUGCAGGCAGUCCUUUGAAGUUUUUGAUGGUGAAGAGGUGGACAAACGGAAGGAGGUGGACCCUGUGAAAGAGGAGAGUUACUCCCCCUGGGCUGCAGACCGAGAGCAGAGCGUCAGGACAGAGUCUCCAAAUGGGACAGACACCCGGGACAUGUAUAAUACAGAGCAGCUAGUGCCGGCUCCUGCUUCCUAUCAACCCUACAGGUUCCACGAGUAUUCUGGCAAGUCCCCCUCCCCCUCUUCCUCUGCUAGUAGAAGCAGCGUUGGCUCUGGACGCUUUGAACCAAGAGUCCCAGAUGUCGCAACUGUCCCGGAACACGACUCCUCCAAAGCUGCCAGACCACAAGACAUGGUCGCCUCCUCUUCCUCCUGUGUCCCCCAGAAUCUACCCCAGGACUAUACAGGUGUUCUCAACAUGACCAUGGCCCAAGCUGGCAAACCCGGCGUGAUUGGACACCCCAUCUACAACCCCUAUGGCACAGCAGAGCAGCCAUUGGCACAGUGGAGCAAUGCAGCACCAUCCCAGUACCCAGCACCCCAUCACCUGACAGCGGACUACCCCACACAGGCAGUGCACCCUGGUUACCAUCAUAGCAACAUGGCAGAGUGGAGCCAGUACCCUCUUUUCUCCUAUUCAUGCUGGUGAAUGAACUUUGAUAGAAAAAACUGAAUUUACUGAUGCUACUAUGCACAAAGAGGCUCGCUGAGAAGACGGUGCAUGCCCAGGACAGAACUAGAGGCCGGUCAUAACAGAACAGUUCAGGAGUCAGACCGGAUGUGAAAUGUGCAAAUAGAGUGCUUUACUAUUACUAAGUAUGAUUGUCUAAUUGUGGUCUAUUUAUUUAGUAUUUCAACUCAUUUCAGGUGUAAAUAUUAUUUUUAUAAAACAGAUAAAGUUAA
Molecule: messenger RNA, 1643 nt
Organism: Periophthalmus magnuspinnatus
Lineage: Eukaryota; Metazoa; Chordata; Actinopteri; Gobiiformes; Gobiidae
Gene: tbx16
Product: T-box transcription factor 16
Exons: 8
Coding region: 46-1389 (447 amino acids)
Biological process (GO): heart morphogenesis; cell fate specification; regulation of transcription by RNA polymerase II
Cellular component (GO): nucleus
Molecular function (GO): RNA polymerase II cis-regulatory region sequence-specific DNA binding; DNA-binding transcription factor activity, RNA polymerase II-specific
Source: RefSeq, a predicted model, not a curated record